Durio zibethinus is the source of this 714-nucleotide messenger RNA. Its product is annotated as S-protein homolog 27-like. NCBI's taxonomy places the organism in Eukaryota, Viridiplantae, Streptophyta, Magnoliopsida, Malvales, Malvaceae. The record is from RefSeq and is a predicted model, not a curated record.
AUGAGGAUUCCAAUUAUGGCUCUUAUUGCCUUAGAAUUUAGGUGGUUGUUGUGUAAGAAGAGGCUGCAGCAUCAUUAUUUGCCAAACAUGAAGAUUUCCACAAGUGUUCUGCUCAUGUUUUGUAUUGCUUUAGUCAUCAUCUUCAUGUCUGUAUAUCAACCGGAACACUUUUUCGGCAUGGAGUAUGAAGUUCGUGUGAUCAAUGGCUUCUCCAACAACUCAUCGCUGCCCUUAGUGAUCUGGUGCAUAUCAAAGCAGGAUGGAGAUAUGGGCGGGCGUGCCCUCCAGGAAGGUGACGAUUUCGGAUGGAGGCUCAAGACCAAUAUCUGGGGCAACUCUCAUUACUUGUGUACCAUGAAAUGGGAUGCCAAGAGGAGGAGCUUCGAUGCGUUUAAGGUUUCUAGAGACAGUCAGAGGUGUGCUCCUCUUAGGAAAUGCUCCUGGCUGGUGAAAGAGGAUGGAUUCUACUUCAGCAAUGAUGAAAUCAACUGGAAGAAAGACUUCUCCUGGUAUUGAUUUGCAUGGCAGCCUAUGCCUUUCUCUGCAGCUAAAGCUUAGCGGUAUUAAUGAUAAAAACAAAUGAGCAGAACAGUUUUGUCCGUUGAAAUCUGAACGGUAAACUUGGCCUUGAGACAAACAAAAAAGAAAAAAAAAAAGGAAAAUCAGAUCCAAUUUUCAGGUAUGCAUUUGCCUUAUGAAAUUAUACUAGUUUAC